CAAAGAGAAUCCUCGUGUCUGGUCAUUUCCUCUUCAAACUUAUUUGACAGAGCAGAGAAUUUCAGGAGAAUGAAGACCUCGUUUGUGUGCAACGACUCGAUGGUCAUCUCUAUUCCCAUCGGGAAACUAAAGGAUGGUGGACCGGCUGACCUGAUGCCAGAGAAAUUCAACUGUGUGUUCAAGGACUCCUACAAGAUCUUUGUCAUCAAUGGGAAACCCAAACCUCUCGGAGCAGCUCAAGCCAUCGCUGGUGUGUUUCUUUGCGCUCUUGGUCUGAUUAUGAGAGACUUUAUGCUGAUCUACUCUGUACCCAGUGCUCUGUUUGUGGUCUCUGGUUUGCUGUCCUAUGCUGCAGGAAGAGGUCCGCAUAUGGGUGUGGCAAAGCUGUCGUUCUCUCUGAACAUCAUCAGCUUCUUCUGGUCACUUGCAGCGUUCGCUCUCAGCGUGUUUGUCUCACAACUUCUCCAUCAUGACCACAUCCAUAACCCGGCGUUCGAUGGAGUCAAGGGACUGAGUAUGAGUCUGCUGGUUGUUGAAUGCUUCAUCGCCCUGUUCUUGAUCUACUGGUUAAGUAAAGCUGUUUGCAGGCAACACUUCAACACUUUGCCCAUCAUACUCUUGAAACAUGGAGACUGAAAUAAAAGACUUCAUGGAGCUCAACACACCUACCGACCCUAUUUAACUUUUAACUUCCUGGUUGUAGAAAAAGUGCUUAUCAGCGUAGUUCAGUAUACCCCUGAGCGCAUGCUUAAAAAAAAAAAAAAAAAAAGCUAAUUCAUUACAACCUAAUCCUUUUGGUUUUUAAAAUGACAUGCUUUAUGGUCUUUUUAGAAAUCACAUCCAUGUAAAAAAAAAAAAAAAAGGACAAAGAACACAUUUAUAUCAUAUCUGAAACCUACGUAUUCCAAACGGGCUCUGGUAAAUUACUUUAGAUUGAUUAUUGAUUCCUGUGGUAGCCUGUGUGUUCUGCUUCAAAAAAUGCAAAGACUUAAAGAUGUGUCUUAUGAUUUCAGUGACCCACUGUGGGUCUUCUGUUGAGUAUUGACUCACGUUGUGUACUUUAUAAUGACUUGAUUUAAAAAAAAAUCAACAUUUCUAGAUUUAAUUUCAUUUGACUUUAUAUUCAGCUUCAGAUCAGUGAAUUACUCUGGACGGGUUUUAUCUUGUUUAAAAAAAUCAAAGACUCUCAAGCUGACAGAUACUGUACAUUUUAAUAUGUGAUUAAAUACAUUUUAAUUCUUUAUCCAUGAAUUUCUCUCAUAGACAGACAGGAUAUUUUUUUUUGCAUGUGGUACAUCUCCUACCAACUACAAAAUGAAUAUUUUACGUUCUUAAUAAAUUUGCUUUGAAAUACUGGUGGGAGCAUACAACAUGUCCACCAGAGACAUUGUGGUGAUCGAGCUAUAGAGGCCUAAGCUGAGAAAUGUCAGACCUCCACCUCCUACACCACCAGGGUUUGCAAAUUCUGUGGAGUCCUUACAACAAAGUCAUGACAUCAUUUUUUUUAACAGGGCUUUGGGUAAUUGAUGUGCACUAUGUCUUUGUAUUAUUUUACUGUGUAUGUGUGUGUGUGUGGGUGUGUGUGUGGUGUGCAUCUGUGUGUGUGUGUUUUCUGUUCUGCACUUUGUAUGAGCGUGUCUGAAAUUGACUCCUUAAAUAUGUUAAAAUAUUACAUGACAGGUCUCAAAUGUGUUUUGGUAGAUCUUAAUUAUCUUAACAUUCAUCUAAUGCUGCUUCUGUUGCACUUGAAAUCGGUUUCUUAAGAGAACUGUUUUAGCGACACACAUAGUUUGUAAUGUCUUCAUGUGUUAGCUCUUUCUCCGUGGUACCAGGUAUUAGGAUUCUGUAAUAAAACAACAAACAAGACCAGCAUGGAACUUAUGAUUGAUGUACACACUAGGCCCGGCUGUGAGAAAUACUACACAUACU
This is a messenger RNA of Platichthys flesus (European flounder), 1929 nucleotides long. RefSeq lists its product as uncharacterized. The transcript is spliced from 7 exons. The record is from RefSeq and is a predicted model, not a curated record. The coding region runs from base 70 to 636 and encodes 188 amino acids. Lineage: Eukaryota; Metazoa; Chordata; Actinopteri; Pleuronectiformes; Pleuronectidae.